AUGUGGCUAGACCGCAUUUCGGGCCAUGCGACGCCCUCCGGUCCCCAAUUCGAUAGUCGCAGCAGCUCUCCCUUGCCUCGAAGGACCUCUUCUCGCUUGGCUCCAACCCCUCAGAACAAUCGCCCCGCGUCUAGUCGCCAAGGUUCAGCGUUGUCUCUCUUGUCGACCCCGAAUGAUUCGUCUACCUCCCUCUCUGCGCCUGCGCGAGGCGAAGGAUCCUCGCCAAAACCGAGUGCUACAAGACCCCGCCCAUCCGAUGUCGCUGAUCCGCUCGAAGUCUUGAAUGGGAUCAUUGGGAAACAAGGCAAAACAAGAGACAGCUCUCCAGCGUCCGUCGCGGAACUGAAACCCCCGGAGCUCGUGGAAGACAUUGAUUUUCAUGGACUCAGCCUGGAGGACUUUAUCGCGGAAGAAGACCAACCGCGAAGAGCUUGGCAAAGCGAUGUCGGUGCCCAGACCAUCCAGCAAUUUGAGAAAGAAAGGGACAAAUUCCAGGACCUGCACUCGGCAAUCACUGGCUGCGAUGACGUCUCCAAGUCAGUUGAAAUGUAUUUGAAUGACUUUCAGAAUGAAUUGGGAGCUGUAUCGGCAGAAAUUGAGAGUUUGCAAUCUCGGUCUAUACAGCUGAAUGCGAUGCUCGAGAAUCGGCGGAAUGUUGAACAGCUGCUUGGUCCUGCCGUGGAAGAAAUCAGUUUGUCUCCGAAGACCGUCCGGUUAGUGGCGGAGGGGCCUAUUGAUGAGAACUGGGUCAAGGCCUUGAAUGAGAUUGAAACUCGGACGGCUAGCAUCGAGGCCAAGGCCUCAGGCACCAAUAGUAGCAAGUCUAUCGAAGAUGUGCGGCCUUUACUGGGUGAUAUCAAGAAAAAGGCAGUGGAACGAAUCAGGGACUACCUGGUCUCUCAAAUUCGAGCCCUACGAUCUCCGAAUAUCAAUGCGCAGAUCAUCCAACAGCAGCGACUAGUCAAAUUUAAGGACUUGUACGGCUACAUAUCACGAGCCCACCCAACUCUUACGGGAGAAAUCACCCAGGCGUACAUCAAUACGAUGCGAUGGUAUUACCUGUCGCAUUUCACAAGGUAUCACCAAGCACUCGAGAAGAUCAAGGUCUAUCCGAGUGAUCGGAACGAGGUAUUAGGAGGGGACCCAACCUCACAUAAAACAGGUAAUAUCGUUCCCGGCGGCCGAGCUGGUUCUGCGGCGCACGACCCCUUCUCUCUCGGCAGGAGAGUCGACAUACUUAGGGCGGGUAACCAAAUGGCGAUAUCUUCCUACUUGGCAGAGGAGGACAAUGCUUUCCACGGGCUCGAAAUUCCCUUCCGUAACUUCAACCUUGCUCUCCUAGACAACGUUUCCGCCGAAUACUCAUUUAUGACCGAGAUGUUCUCCACAUUGGGCUUUCAACAAAUAUCUCGCAAGGCUGUUGAGAUCUUCGAACCAGUCUUCACCCUUGGGCAGACCCUGACCAAGCACCUGAUCGAACAGACUACGGAUGCGCUUGGAGUUCUGAUCUGCGUGCGGUUGAACCAGCAAGCCGCUUUUGAAUUGCAGCGGCGCAAGGUGCCAGUGGCCGACUCAUAUGUCAACGGAACCAACAUGCAAUUGUGGCCUCGGUUCCAGGUCAUCAUGGACACGCAGUGCGAGUCCCUGAAGCGGGUAGCAGCAAACACCGGCCGUAGUGCAGUUUCUGCGUUGUCUCUUGCCGGAGGAGACGACCUCAACAAGUCAUCCGCACCUCAUUUCCUCACUCAACGGUUUGGACAGCUUCUGCACGGCAUUUUGGUGCUGAGCAGUGAGGCUGGGGAUGAUGAGCCGGUUUCCAAUAGUCUGGGUCGGUUGACCACAGAGUUUGACAACCUUCUGACGAAGCUCAGCCGGAUUGGCGGCGACGCCAAACGGAGGGAGAGGUUUCUUUACAAUAAUUACUCACUUGUUCUGGCUAUUAUUAGUGUAAGUCGAUCGAUCCGCCGCGGAUACUGGUGCUGA
Messenger RNA from Aspergillus niger, 1983 nucleotides. RefSeq lists its product as uncharacterized. The record is from RefSeq and is a predicted model, not a curated record. Gene Ontology annotation, molecular function: syntaxin binding. Bases 1 to 1983 code for a protein of 660 amino acids. The transcript has 3 exons. Lineage: Eukaryota; Fungi; Ascomycota; Eurotiomycetes; Eurotiales; Aspergillaceae. Gene Ontology annotation, biological process: endocytic recycling; retrograde transport, endosome to Golgi; Golgi to vacuole transport. Gene Ontology annotation, cellular component: GARP complex.